This is a messenger RNA of Arachis ipaensis, 1089 nucleotides long. RefSeq lists its product as uncharacterized. The record is from RefSeq and is a predicted model, not a curated record. NCBI's taxonomy places the organism in Eukaryota, Viridiplantae, Streptophyta, Magnoliopsida, Fabales, Fabaceae.
AUGGCAAAUACACUGGCGAGCCAACAUCCAUCUAGAGAGCCUUUUUUUCUUAGUGCUUUGGAUGUAGACGCUAUGAAUGCACCAGAAUUUUCUGAGUAUAUCAAUUCAAAUCUUGUUGUUGUUACGAAAAGUGAAUUUGUUGUUGGCAUGAAAUUUAGUUCUAGAGAGACUGUUAUUGCAGCAAUUAAAGAUUAUACCAUUUUCAGGGGAGUGGAUUACCGGGUGUGUGAAUUUGAACCAACCACUUUUUAUGCUAAGUGUGUACAAUACGGCACAAGUUGCGACUGGCUUAUUAGGGCUAGUCUUAUUAAGAGAAAGUUUUGUUGGGUUAUAAGACGAUACAAUGGUAGUCACACAUGUACCAGAACUAGAAUUUCUCAAUAUCAUGCCAAGCUAAAUUCAAACAUGAUUGUAGAGGUGAUAAAGCCAUUGGUUGAAGCUGAUCCAUCUUUGAAAGUGAAAUCUGUGAUUGCUGAAGUACAGUCAAAAUUCAAUUAUACGACAAGUUACCGCAAAGCAUGGCUCGCCAAGCAAAAGGCAAUUGCGAACCUUUUUGGUGGUUGGAAAGCUUCUUAUGAAGCUUUGCCAUCAUGGUUUGAAGCAAUGGUACAAAAAGAUUCAUCAGCAGCAGUCGAGAUCGAAAUUGCACCAGCAUACCAAGGGGAUGAGGUAGUCCAGGAUGUUAGGAUACUGACGUGGGAUGGCAAUGGUAAUAUUGUGCCUCUUGCAUUUGCCGAAGUUAAGGGUGAGACUUCUGACGCAUGGCACUUCUUUCUUACUCAUUUGCGCACACAUGUGGUGACUCGAGAUGGUGUUGGGCUUAUCUCUGAUCGUCACGACUCUAUUACCUCAGCAAUACCUCAUAGUAAUGGAUCAUGGGAACCUCCAAGAGCUAUCCGAAUGUUUUGUGUUAGGCACAUAGCAUCCAACUUUUUGAGAAAUUUCAAGGCACCGUAUUUACAGAAGCUGAUAGUCAACAUGGGAACCUCUAGGCUCAGUGUACGGUUGUGUUUAUGGGUACUGAUGCUUGAUAGUGCACUACAGGAUCACCAACCAGAACGGAGGUCAAACAUUUUUUCCAUCUCAUAA